Molecule: messenger RNA, 5806 nt
Organism: Cinara cedri
Lineage: Eukaryota; Metazoa; Arthropoda; Insecta; Hemiptera; Aphididae
Source: the annotation of a GenBank genome assembly
UUUGAAUCGCCGCGCAAAAUAAUUAUCGUUAUCUUAUUGUGUGUCUCUUUAUCUAUCAAAUGGCAAAUACCAUCAUUGAACUACUCUAUAUGUUAUCGUCGUGAACUAAGAUAAUAUCUUAGUUGAUGAUUAUUAUCAUGAUCUUAGAAGAACCGUGGUUACCAUCAUGGCUUUAGCCUUAUCAUAAAGAGUUUUACCGAUUCCUGCCAAGGAUUUCUGAUAUCCAUAAAAUAUUGAUAAAUGUUUGUAUGUAUUAAUUGUCUGUAUUACUUUUUAUGUUCUACGCUGCCCUUUGGUAGUCUUUAAAUUACAAUCGUUGGUCUGAAACAAGGAUUAAGAUGAAUUUUAAUUAUAAUUAAUAUAUAAUUAAUAAUUUUCCUAUAAUGCUAAUACAAAAUUAUUUCAAUUUGUGUAGCUUUUAAUUUAACUAAUUCUUUUACUAUUUCAUUUUUAUUGUUAAUUUACCAAAAUCCAAUGUAUAAUACUUGAAUACAAUUUUUAAAUUAUUUAACUGAAUUAAUGCAUUUUAUAACAUCAUUAUUGCUGAUUAUUUAAUAUCCAUAAUCUAGUAAUAGGCUGUGACAGUAGGAAUAAUUAAUUAAUUAUAAGAAAAAUGGAAUCCAAUCGCGAAGAAGCUUACCGCUGCAUUGAGUUAACCAAAUUAUACAUAAAAAAGAAAAAUUUGGAUCAAGCUUUAAAAUUUUCAAUUAAAGCUAAUAAAUUAUACCCAACCACUGAAACAAAAUGUGAGUUAUACAUUAUUUUUUUUUAUUGAAUUAUUAUUUAUCACUACUACUUUUAUUGUAGUUUGCAGUUAAUAUAUAUUCUAGAUUUUACAUUUUGAACAAUUUUUAGGGAUGUUAGAUUUGUUAAUUCUUUUGAAAUGUACAUAAUUAAUUGGUUUGCAAUUUGGUAUAUAAUAAAAUAAUUGUAAAAUAAAAUUGUAAACAUAUUUAGUAGGUGUAUGCCUGUGUCCCAUUCACUGGAAUUCUCUGUUUUGCAUUUAUAUAUCUAAGCUAGUAUUGUAUACUAAAUUAAAUAAAAUUGGUAAUGACACAAACGUUUGUGUUUAAAUUGUACUAGUUACCUACAGACAUAAAUACAAAUAUUCUUUUAGCCACACUAUUUUCGUAGUAGGUUCAUUAAAUUUACUGAUUAUUUAAAUUGUUUAUAGAAUUAUGCACAUUCUUACAUUUUGUGUAAACACUAAUUAUAUCAAUUGACAUUAAUAAAUACAUUAUUAUAGGUUUAAUGAAGAAAUUAACUACUUCAUUGAAAGAAUCUAAACAACAAAAAGAAUCUGCAAAAAAAAAAUCAGGUAAUUCAAAAGAAAAACAUAAUUGUUAUUUAUCUCAUUUUAAAUGUCCUUUAUUUUAUAUGUGAAAAGAUGAUUCUGAUUCAUCUUAUAAUGGCGACAAUUCUAGUACUUCGUCUACUAACAGUUGUGACAGUCAAAAUAGAGAGCAGCCAAAAAAAAAAUCAAAGCGAAGUAGUAAAUCAAGUUAGUGCUACCUAUGAUUUAUAAUUAUAUUUAUAUGUUAAUUAUCUACUGACUACUAAUAUUGUCUCUCACAACAAUUAUCUAUAAUUUUAAUUAUUUUUUUUUAUAAUAUUUUAAUACAAUUAAAAUAAAUAAAUAAAUCAUUAAUAUGGUGGAAAAUAUAACUAUGUUAUGAUUGGCACAAUUAAUAAUGGAUGUAGUGUAAAAUUAUACAGAGUGUCUAAAAAGGCUCACCCAAUUUUUUGGUUAAAUUUUACAUGUAUUCAAAUUCUGAUUUUUGGAAUUUUUAAGUGUAGUUAAAGCUAAUAUUUACUAAUACUUAAAUUUUUCCCAAUUAUUUUGUUACCCAUUGGAAAAUCAAACAUGAUCUUGUCAAUGCACUAACUAUAUUAAAAAUGCAACAAGAAAGUAAUUUUUCAUUAGAACACAAUUUCAAGUAGACAAAAUGUUCAUAGACAUAAUACAAAACUCGUCUUAGAAAAACCAAUAAAUCCUAUACAAUUAGAAUGUUAAAUAAUAUAAUCAGUAAGUUUUAUGGUAAAGGUUUGCAAAUUUAAAACUUACAAAUAUUAAAGUUUUUAAUUGUUUAAUAUGAUAAAAAAUUUCCAAAGUGUAUGUAUUUAAUAUUUAUUAAAAUAACAUAGUAAAAAUUAAAUGAAUCUAUUUUAUUUCAAAGAAAUCAAAUUUAAAUUAUUCUAAAGAUUUUAGCAAAGGGUUUUAUAAAAAUAAGUUAUAUAUCUUUUGGUAUUUCUUAAAAUUCUAUUGUAAUUUUUUUGUUUUUGUGGAGUUGUUAAAUUUUUAUAUAAAAAUAAAUCAGUAUUCUGUAUUGGUAAAUUUUGUAAUGUAAUAAAUAAUACAACUUAUAUAAAGGUUUAUUUGUUUUUUUUUUUAUGGUAUUUCAGGUACUGCUUAUUCCUUUAAGAUGUUUAAAGAGAUCAAUAAAGAUGAAUCCCAAAAGUGUUUGGAAAAAGCUGAAAAAUAUUUACAGACAAAAGAAUAUGAAACAGCAGAAAAAUUUGUGCUUAAAUCAAAAAAGCUUUUUCCUCUCCCUGAAGCUGAUGGUAAAUAAAAUUUAAAAAGGCUGAAUCUAAAUAAUUAUUUAUGUUUGAAAAAAUAAAUAUAUCUUAAUUUUUUAGUACUUCUUAAGAAGAUACAAGAAAUAAAAGAAAUUAAUAAGCCUACAUAUACAGAAGAACAAGCAAAGUUUGUAAAAAAGUAAUUAUUUUUUAUUUUUUAAUAGUAACUGGAUAAUUUAUUUGAAUAGUAUUUAAUUUAUAAAUCUGUAUCUUAUGGUAACACUGUUUUCAUAGACAAUCAUUAUGGACUAGUUUUAUUGGCAUAUAUUGUGUAGAUAUUGUCCAAUUGUGAAUUUUAAUGAUAACUUCAUCUGAUCGUUUUAAUAAUAAAUAUAUAAUUUAUGAACCAAAAUAAUAUUUAUAAUAAUUGUAUUUGAUCUACUUAUUGUAUAAAUAUAAUUUUUGUUUUCAGGGUGAAAAAUAGUGAAAAUUACUAUAAAAUGUUAGAUAUUAAAACUACUGCUACAGUUCCUGAAAUAAAAAAAGCUUUUAAAAAAUUAGCUUUGUUAAUACACCCCGACAAAAAUUCUGCACCAGAAUCUGGAGAAGUUUUCAUUGGUAAAAUAUUUAUAUUUAUCCUUUUUAAUAUUAAAAUAAAAUGAUUACAUUUUUUUUUUUAUCAGUUGUUACUAAUGCUGUUGAAACAUUAUGUGAUCAUUCUAAACGUUUAAUUUAUGAUCGAACUUUAAGGACAAGAGCUCGAACUACUCCAUUGUUCAAUUUGCCUUACAGGAGGAGAAGUAAGUACUAUAUUGUGAUAACAUAUUUUUAUAAGAAGUCAUAGAACCUGCAUUUUAUAUCUACUAUCCUAUGGGUGAUUUAGCAAAAAUUUGUUUUAUACUUUUAAUUUAGUACUCAGGCUUUAUAUGCUUGAUUUUGGUGCCAAAGUAAAUAUGAAGAGUUGUAAUGUUUCUAGAAUAGUUUCUUUGAAAUCUAAAUGUGCUGAAUUUAUGAAACCUUUAAAAGUAGUAAAAUUGGGGAAUACAUUUGUAAUGCUCCAGAAUUCAAUUAUUCAAAAGGAAAAAUAUCAAUGGUUUCUAAAAUAUUUUCAGGAGUAUACAUUUUUUGUUAGUGUUUUACUUAAGAGGAUGCCAAACAUGCAUUUGUUGUUUCUGUCUUACAACACACAAUGCAGUAAAAAUAUGCUCACGCAGACAACACAAAACUCGCUUUAUUUUGGUUUUAGAGUAAAAGCACCAAAAGCACCUAUUAUAAAAUUAAUAGAGAACAAUAUUCUGAAGAGCAAGACUGCAUUUGUUUUAUUAAAAGUUUAGUGAAUUAAACAAUUAUUGAAAAGUUGCUAUUUAUUAAAUGUAACAUUUUAUUCUCUAAAAUAUUGUUCUCUUUUAAUUUUAUAAUAGAUGAUUUUACUCUAAAACCAAAAUUAAAAAAAUUUUGUGUAGUCUAUGUAAACAUGUUUUAAUAAUGUUCUGUGUGUGUAAGAUGGAAACAACAAAUGUAUGUGUAGCAUCCUCGUAUAACGGUAAUAAAUGGGAGACAAUUGUGUUCAAACCAAGUGUUAAUUUCAGACACUUAACUUCUUUUGGUAAUUCUUAGUAUUAUUUAUACUUACAAAAUAUGAUUAUUCCAAGGUAUAAUUUUGCUUUAUGACCAUUCUUGCAUUUUCUUUGGGGGUGUAAGUUACCAGGUUCCUGAAGCAGUCUUACUGCUUCUUCUUCAGUCUUAGGUAGAGACCAAAUGUUAACAAUAUAAAUAUUUAAAAAAAUAAAAAAUUAAUAACAAAAUAAAAUAAACAGCAAACACAACAAAUGUGAUCACUACUGUUACUGUUUCGCAGUCUACUUUUAUGAAAAGGUAAUAUAAAGGAAGUACCACAUUACAAAAAAGGAAUGAUAUAGGAGGUAAUAAUAGAUAAUUGUGAAUUGUGAUGCUAGAAGUAGUAAUGGCGAUAACAGAGGUAGUUUUGGGUGGAAUUCGCGAUAAUAGUCGUAGUCUCGUAUAACAGGAAAGUUAGUUUUAAUUAUAAUUUUUAUUAAUUUGAUUGUAUUAUGUUUUUUAGUGCGGCGAACUAAUAGAUCAUGGCAUUUGUAUAGAUAUGAUAAUAUGGAAAACUCUUAUACGUCCUACCAAAGCUCACCAAGUUCAUCUGACUCUAAUGAAUUCAGUGAUCAACAAGAAUAUUAUGAUAGCUAUGACUAUUAUAAUUCAUUCAGUACAUUUUAAUAACUAUUUGUAUUUAUUUUUUUUUUUUUAUACAUACUUUUGAUUCUGAACUAUCUUUUGUAAUUUAAUAUAUUGUAUUACAUAUUUAUGUAUCAGAAUAUCAUGAAUAUUGUUUUUUAGACAAUUUUCAACUUAAGAUUUCAUAUUGGUGUAUUUUUUAAGUUUAUGAUUCGUAUAUCAAACUUAAAUUUAAUAAUGUAGGUAGCUCUUAAUUUAUUUAAUUAUAUUGAUAUUUAAUUUUACAAUUAUUAACAAUAAGUAUUAGAACUGAACGAGUGCAUCUCAUUAUAUUUUUAUUAUUGAGUACAAAAGUUAAUAUAGUAUCAUUGACCCCACUCCCUUUAACACUGAUAAUGCCAGCAGUACACAUACGUCAAGAUUGUCUCGGUAAAAACUUUAAGCAAAUUGAUGUAGUCUAAUUGUAUGCUGUACACUCUUGGCUUGAAGCACAAUUUUGCACUCACAUUUUUUGUUCACUUUUGACGAACAUGGAUGCGGUUAAGGUAGCCAUGAGUGAGUUUUUUUUUAAGUCUAGUAUAGGUCACUCAUUGUGAUUUAAUCGAAUCCAUGUAUCAUUUAUUUAAAUUUAUUCUAAUGAUAUGCACUCAUAAGUUUCUAUGUAACUGGUUCGUUUUGAUAUAGCUCUAAAAAUGUUAAUAUCAAUUUGUUUGUCCAAUCACACAUGAUUAUUAAACAUUAAUUAAUAAUAUGUGUACUGCCGGCAUAACAUUAUGUAAUAUAUUAUGUUUAUCAAACAUAAAACAGUAAUGCAACAAAACUUAAGUACACCAUUCUGUACAAUUAUUAUUAUACAAAAUACCUAAUAUUGUAUUGGAUUUAGGAAAUAAUCACAUUGCAUGUUAUCAUACAUUUGUUGCCCUUGGCAUCUGUAAUAAAAUUAUUAUUUUUAAAUUUGUUACAAUUUUUGUGUAUUUUGAAUGCAUAUUCUACAUUUUUGAUAUUAUCUAAUAUUAACAUAUUUGUUUAACUUUAAACAUGUUGAUCAGUCCCGAUUAGUAGAAUAAAUCACACAAAUUGUAAUCCA